Microsporum canis CBS 113480 is the source of this 1038-nucleotide messenger RNA. RefSeq lists its product as hypothetical. The transcript is spliced from 4 exons. The record is from RefSeq and is a predicted model, not a curated record. NCBI's taxonomy places the organism in Eukaryota, Fungi, Ascomycota, Eurotiomycetes, Onygenales, Arthrodermataceae. The coding region runs from base 1 to 1038 and encodes 345 amino acids.
AUGGGUGCCGAGGACAAGCUGGUUCUUGCGCGGAAAAUCGGUCGUACAGAACUGCUGGCAUCUCUGUGGACAGGCUUUGGCCUUGCGACCGUGUUGCUUGUUAGUCGCUUCGCGAUCAGACUACGCCUUCAUCGAAGAUUGUUUUGGGAUGACAUCCUCGCGGGACUCGCGUAUAUAUUUCUUCUAGGGCAUAACGUUCUGGCAACUUUAGCUACACCAACCGUGUACUUGCUACUUCACCUUUACGAAAAUAACAAGGCACUGCUGAUGCCAGGCAUCUUGAACGAUUUUGAUAGGCUGGCGAAGCUAGUUUUCGCCAGCAACUUCUUGUUCAGAUGUUGUAUAUAUUCUGUCAAGGCCAGUCUACUUGCUCUUCUCUGGAGGCUUUUUCGCACUCUCCCUGCUUUCAGGCGAGCUUGGUGGGUGAUUUCUGUGAUUACAAUCGUGGGAUUUUCGGCCUCGGUUAUACUACCUCCUGUUGCUUGUCCAUCCGUGACUGCUCUUGGCUGUCUAUCCCCGAGAACUCUAAAGUUAGAGGCUGUCAGCAUGUACGUGACCACGAUAUGCGAUGUCAUUACAGAUAUCUUAAUCAUGUCUGUUCCCGUUGCAUUUGUGCUCAAGUCUUCCCUCCCCAAUUCUCAAAAACUGGGCCUUGUUGGCCUUUUCAUGCUUGGCCUCGCUGUUGUCGUAAUGGCAAUUCUUCGCAACCUUGAAACCGAUGGCAAAUCCAAGCAUCCACCACCAUCCUGGCUAUUAUUCUGGAGUGCAAUGGAGGCGACUGUAGCAGUGAUGGUGUCGUGUUUUGCGUCAUAUAAAUCUCUAUUUACUACGCACUCACGACCUACUGCUUACAAUCACCGAUCCGGGUAUACUGCGUCUAUUGCCGUUUCUAGCAGGAUAGCAGCCAACAAAACCUGGACCGACACUGACUCAAGGGAGGAGAUUAUGCGCAGAACGGAUUUUGAAGUUAGUUAUGAAAUGGCACCUAUUCCUGAGCAACAAGUGUCCAGUCCCGGUUGGGUAGACAAUAGAGGGUGA